UUUUGGGGAGGGGGGGAAUCUAUAUUGGGAGGAGAUGAAGGGGUAAUUGUGGAGGCCGCGCGAUUCCGAUUCCUCCGACUAGACGCGAAUUUGCCCCAAAUUUUCCCCAAAUUGGUACAAUCUCGAUCGCUUCCCCUUCCUCUGCGCUCUCUCCCGAUGCCAAUUUCGUCGCCGGAGGUGGCCGGAGCAAUCGCCGGAGACCCGAUUUCCGGCCACCUAGGGUUUCUACGGUGACCUAGGGUUUUCAUUGGGGAGCAGUUCUCUGAGCUCAACCCAUUCGGUUAUGGCCCUCGACAAAACCUAAACCCACUUCAUUGCGAUCGCUAGUUGCUGUACUCUUCGUUUAUUUGAUCUCAAUUACGGUCCUUUUAAUUAGUAUUUUUGAGAUUUUUGUGUUUGAUUGCAAUGUCACUCUUGUUCUAGUAGUAUUUGAUCAUAGAAAGGUUGUAUCUUCGGUGCAUGUUAGGAAAUUAGGGUUUUUGCUUUUGAGUGUAGAGCUUGAAUGGUUGAUGCUCGUUUUCUUUUGGUUCUACCAUUUAGGUUUUGGAAGAGAUUCUUAUCACAUUGAUUAUAAGUAGUAAGAUUUGGGAAUCAACAGUGUGUAUGCCAUGAGGAUGGAGCUCAUAAUGUUGAGUGUCUUAUACUAUUUUAGCUUUCAGAACUCUAACAUGUGAGAAUUGUGGGUUUGGGUUCACGAUGUUUUAGUACUUUUCGAGGUGAUUGUGUUUGCUUGUAAUGACACUCUUCUUUUAGGAACAUUUGAUCGUAGAGAGACCGUGUAUUUAUUGCAUGCUCGCAAAUCAGGUUUUUUGUUGUAGAAUUGAAGUUUGGCGUUGAGUAUACGACUUGCAUGGUUGAUACUUGUUUUUGUUUAUUUUUAAUUUUCUUUAUGAACAGUUCUAAGCUUCUUUAACUCGCAGAAUUUUGUAACUUUACCAACUUACUCUUUUGGGUUUCUUUGUUUUUCCAUCAGGGUUCAGAACGUUUUCUUUGAAUUGAGUCGUCUGCGCCGCCAGCAACACCAAUUAAGCUAUAAGUUGUAAGCGUUUGAAAGACAAAAAUGGAAUGUAACAAGGAUGAGGCUCUUAGGGCCAAAGAGAUUGCGGAGAAGAAGUUCGUCUCUAAAGACAUAGCGGGCGCCAGGAAAUUUGCUUUGAAAGCCCAAAAUCUCUUUCCCGGCCUCGAUGGCGUUAGUCAAAUGAUCGCAACCCUAGAUGUUCAUCUCGCAUCAGAGCUCAAAGUUGGGGGGGAGAAAGAUUGGUAUUCAAUUUUAUCGGUAAAUCCUUCAGCAGAUGAUGAUACAGUGAAGAAACAGUACAGGAAAUUGGCUCUUCAGCUUCACCCUGACAAGAACAAAUCUGUCGGUGCCGAAAGUGCUUUUCAGUUCAUUUCUGAGGCAUGGAAUGUAUUAUCCGAUAAGAGCAAGAGAACGCUAUAUGAUCAUAAGAGAAAUAUAAAAGGUUUUCAGCAAAAGACUUUUCAAACAAAAAAAGAAAGCUCAGUUCCUCAUACUGCAAAUGGAUUCUAUAAUUUUGUGAAGAACACUGCACAAAAAGAAAAAGCAGCUAGGCAACAAACAGCUGGUGCGAGUCGAACUAAUACCGUUCCACCUCCUCCUAAUCCUGAACCACCAAAAUCGAAUACAUUUUGGACUUCGUGCAAUAAGUGCAAGAUGCAGUAUGAGUAUCUUAGAAUAUAUCUUAACCAUAAUCUCCUUUGCCCAAAUUGUCAUGAGCCAUUUCUCGCAUCCGAAACUGCAGCCCCGACCAACGGAAUCAAUACUAAUCCCAUGCGGCGGUCGAACACUCAGCAGAAUCAGAAGAACUCUAAAGCUAGCGGUCCUGGGAAGGGCACGGCAUCUUCUUCCGAUAACAAGGCAAGCUUCCAAUGGGGGCCGUUCUCCAGAAAGGCUGGUGCAGCAAGUGCGAAAGCCACUUCUACGGCAGCUGCGCAGGCUGCGAACAUGGUCCAUCAGACAUAUGAGAAGGUUCGGAGGGAGAGGGAGGAGGCGCAGGCGAGAGCUAAGAGGGAGGAAAUCCUUCAGAGGAAACUGAAUUCGCUGAAGAAGACUUCGAGCUCAUCUGGAAAUUCUAAUAUUGAAACGAGUGAUAGUUUACAUGCAAAGAAAAGAAAAGGAGGCGGUGAUAAUUCUGAACCAGCAGACUCGGUUAUGGGGCCUGAAAAUGCUAAAAAUAGAAGCUUUGGGUCUAAUACAACAGCUUCUGAAAUGGAAAGAGUUAAACCGACCAACUUAGACCGGGGAUCUUCGCAAUUGGAUAUUCGAUCUAUGCUGAUGGAAAAGAGUAAGGUUACACUGAAUAAAGUUUUAGAGGAUUGGAAUAGUAAGAAAGUCGAACUCGAAGAAAAAGAGAGGGCAAAGAAAAAACAGAAAGUGAAAGAAAAUGAUGAACAAAAGGGGAAGGAGGAUAAGCAAGACAAAUUAGAUGAUAAUGCCAACAUUAACAUUAAAAGACGUCCUUCCAGUGCUGAUUUAAAUGAUGAAGUUAAUGAACCUGUAUUAGCUAUGGAAGUUCCUGACCCAGAUUUUUAUGAUUUUGACGGUGAUCGGUCUGAGAAGUCCUUCCGAUGCGAUCAAAUAUGGGCUACAUACGAUGAAGAAGACGGAAUGCCUCGUUAUUACGCGCUUAUUCAGAAAGUUAUCUCUUUGAAUCCCUUCAAGAUCCGGAUGAGCUAUCUUACCUCAAAAUCAAACAUUGAAUUUGGACCCUUAAAUUGGACCUCCUCUGGCUUUGCCAAGACAUGUGGCGAUUUCCGUGUGGGUCGAUAUGAGGUCAUCGAUACGGUUAAUAUUUUCUCUCACCAGGUUAGAUGGGAGAAAGCCCCGCGUGGGUUUAUAAAAAUUUUUCCCAAAAAAGGUGAUAUUUGGGCCCUUUACCGAAAUUGGUCUGCAGAUUGGAACGAGCAUACACCUGAUGAAGUAAUCUACAAGUAUGACAUGGUUGAAGUACUUGAUGAAUACAAUGAAGUUAAUGGUAUUUCCGUUAUCCCUUUAGUGAAGAUUGGUGGAUUUAAGACGGUAUUCAAGAGGCAUACAGACCCAAAAGAAGUAAAGAGGAUUCCAAAAGAGGAAAUGUUUCGGUUUUCACAUCAGGUGCCAUCGUAUUUACUAACUGGUGAAGAAGCACAAAAUGCUCCUAAGGGUUGCCGUGAGCUGGACCCAGCAGCAACUCCUUUGGAACUUCUUCAGGUAAUUCCCAAAGCUAAGGAGGAAGACUUUUCAUUGAGUGCUGAACAAGAAGCCAUUUGACAUUUUUGGGGGGGCCCAAAGCUGUAUAGCCUCAUAUACCUCUUUUUGCUGUUGCUGUGAUUAUGCUGCUGGAAAAAGCACUUUAUUUUGUUCUGUUCUGAGACAGUUGGCAUCGGAUAUCUCUAACCUGAAUUUUGUUUUCAAUAGACAAAAGUAUCUUAGGUUUUACAAAGGUAGGGUACAGAUUGCAGAGAUUAAGCAUUGCCGUGGAGAAGCUCUUUUGGUGGUGUUUCUAGAGGAAAUGGAACCUUCUGUGUUCUGUAAGAACAACUGUAGCUGCGGAAAUUGAAGUGGGAAGCAAGAGUUUCAACCAUGCGGUGUUUGAUAUGAUCUGCUUUUGGAGGGUAAAAUCUCGUAAAUUCUGUACCCGACAAAGUAUAAAAUUUACAAUUUUCUAUCUUCCGAUUCAGAGAACUUUUUAUUAUAGCAAGUAGGAAAUAUAGAAACUUUGUUGUCAUUUUGGUUUAAUAUUUUGUAGUACAGUUGGUUUUACUUGGAAACUAUACAUCUUUUUGAUGGGACCAUUAAUUAAUUUUUCAUUAUAGAA
Molecule: messenger RNA, 3815 nt
Organism: Ananas comosus (pineapple)
Lineage: Eukaryota; Viridiplantae; Streptophyta; Magnoliopsida; Poales; Bromeliaceae
Product: J protein JJJ2-like
Exons: 2
Coding region: 1061-3268 (735 amino acids)
Source: RefSeq, a predicted model, not a curated record